AUGGAUAAGCACAAGAAUACAAAACCAGAGCCCAAAAAAAAAAAAAAAAAAAAUAUCAACCACAAAAUUCCACCCUUUUUAAAUAGUUUGUGCUAUAUAUAUCUAGAUGUUUGUAUAAGCACAUUCAAAACUUACACUAAAACUUAUCAAAUGGCAAAAAGCCUCAACUUUAUGCCUUUUCUUUUUAUACUAGCUUCCAUGAGCACCAUCAGCGGAUGUCUCGGCGAGUCGGCUCAUCCUCCAGUAGUCAAAGGUGCUUAUUAUCCUUCUUGGUUUACUACCUUCCCACCUUCAUCCAUUAACACAUCUUUGUUCACCCACAUCUUCUAUGCUUUCCUUGUGCCUAACAAUGUCACAUUCAAAUUCGACAUAUCGGAUUCCACGGCUGUCAAGCUCUUCAACUUCACCACCACCCUACGUUAUGGUACUCCGCCGGUGAAGACACUCUACUCCAUUGGUGGUGGAGAUUCCGAUUCAGGCGCCUUUGCUCGAAUGGCCUCCAAACCAUCCUCACGCAGUGUGUUCAUAAACUCUACCAUUGAGGUUGCUCGUAAAUAUGGGUUUGAUGGGCUGGACCUUGAUUGGGAGUCUCCUCGAACCCCAAAAGAGAUGGAAGAUUUGGCCCAUUUGUUUGAUGACUGGCGGCAAGCAAUUAACAAAGAGGCUAAAGACACCCACCGGCCACCUCUUUUGCUCACAGCAGCCGUUUACUUCUCCGUUGACUUUUUCUUGUCCAACGUUAGGCGGUCGUUUCCGGUGCCUUCAAUUCGGAGAAACUUGGACUGGAUCAAUGCAAUGUGUUACGACUAUCAUGGUGCAUGGAGCAAUAUAACAGGUCCAAAUGCCGCAUUGUUUGACCCAAAUAGUAAUAUAAACACUAUCUACGGGAUCAAUUCAUGGAUCAAUGCUGGUUUGCCGCCGAAGAAAAUAGUAAUGGGUUUGCCGCUUUACGGUCGGUCUUGGAAGCUCAAAAACCCAAAAGUAAUUGGGAUAGGAGCAGAGGCUAUUGGGCCAGGCCCAGGAGAUGGUGUGCAAACUUACUCGCAGAUAGUGAAGUUGAAGAAUGAGCCUGAUGCCACUGUUGUGUAUGAUGUGGACACUGUGUCUGUAUAUUUAGCUGUGGGCUCUUCAUGGAUUGGAUACGACGAUGCCCUUACCACAACCACAAAGGUUGGAUUUGCUCAAGCCCUAGGCCUUCGUGGAUAUUUCUUUUGGGCCUUGAGUUAUGAUCAGAAGUGGGAAAUCUCAUCACAAGCUUCAAAGUCAUGGGUUCUAGACAAAUCAGAAUGAUACUUCAAGUUGAAGCCAAAGUAAUGAGAAUCAUACUUCAAGUUCUUGCAAGAUUUCAUUAACAUUGCACUGGAUAUAAGAUUCUCAAUGUGUAAAAUUUAGCGGUAGGAUGCAAAAAAUAAAAAUAAAAAUAAAAAUAAAUGAAAAUCUUUCGAUUUUUUUUCUCAUGUUUAUUGUGUUUGUUGCUGUAUUUGUAAAAUUUGAUAUUCAUUGUUGUAGAUUUAAUAAAAUAACAAAAACAAAUAUUUAUCUCUAA
Ziziphus jujuba (common jujube) is the source of this 1546-nucleotide messenger RNA. Its product is annotated as nod factor hydrolase protein 1. Gene Ontology annotation, cellular component: extracellular region. NCBI's taxonomy places the organism in Eukaryota, Viridiplantae, Streptophyta, Magnoliopsida, Rosales, Rhamnaceae. The record is from RefSeq and is a predicted model, not a curated record. Gene Ontology annotation, biological process: chitin catabolic process; carbohydrate metabolic process. Gene Ontology annotation, molecular function: chitin binding; chitinase activity. The transcript has 2 exons. Bases 1 to 1290 code for a protein of 429 amino acids.